CUUGGGUGCAGCUGGGCUAGGCGCCAGCGACCCCAAAAGGGACAAACGGUAGAAAAUAGAUGGACGGGUAGCAACUUGCAGGGAAGAAGCAGGAAGUCAGCGUUUGCGUUGUCGGAUUGGCUCAUUGGAGUCAAAGUGAAACCAGAUAACAGACUAUUACCAACGGCUGAAAUGGCUACCAACAAAAACGAGUAUCUCAGCUGACCGAAUAUGUCAACUAGGCGGAACAUUUCCACGAGUCCAAAGCAGAAAGAUGUUGGGAAGUCAUCAUUUGCUGAUAUUCACGAUUUGUUUCUUGACUGGACAUGCACUGGAGUGCCAUCCAACAACUGAGUAUCCCAAAAACGGACAAUGCUGUCCAAAGUGUCUGCCUGGAAGCCACGUUCGGGAUGAUUGCACCAAUAUCAGUGGCACAACAUGCAGGCCCUGCGUGAAAGGAACCUUCACAAGCGUAGCAACUGGGCUCACCACAUGUUUGCCAUGUACAAUGUGCCAUGGAGGUCUCCGGAUAAAGAAGGCGUGUACCAGGAGUUCAGACGCUGAGUGUCAACCACUUGAGGGUUUCUUCUGCGUGGACAGUGUUGAAGGCAGCUGUCAAAAUGCGCAGAAGCAAACAGUCUGUGAACCGGGACAAUACAUUCGCCAAGAAGGAACAGCCUUUGCAGACACUGUGUGCUCAAACUGCAGCGAUCAAACCUUCUCCGACGGAACAUCCACAACAUGUCAGCCACACACAAAUUGUGAAUCCCAACAUCUCUGUGUGAUACAACCAGGGACUACGUCAACUGAUGCCAAAUGCGGAACAAAUGAACGUUAUCUUGGAAAAAUAAUGGCUGCAAUGGUUUUCGUUGUAUCUUUGGGCAUAUUAAUCAUAUCUUGCAUAGUUAAAAAAACAGGAUCUCAACAAGACGAAAACAUUUCGCUGCGCGUCAAGUCAUCACCGGAGGAAUUCAAUAACACCGCAGAGAACCCCUCUUCCACAGACAGACAGACCACACAGGGGCGGUAUGACAUAGAACCCAGAUGAAGCAAACAGCUAAGCCAGGACGAACAACAGAAACAGAAAAGCCUAUAUAGUGACAUGAUAAGUGAAAACAGGUGCGUGACUAACUGUGAACAGGUGCGUGACAUGACAAUGUGAAAACGUGAGACAGGUGUGUGUGAGUCCAAACGUGGAACAGGUGAAACUAAUGAGUAACCAUGGAAACAAAACAAAACCAGGAACUAAGGAAGUGUCCAAAAAACAAAACAGCACAUGGCCAAACAAAAACAUGAACACAGACAUGACACAUGUGGUUCCUGUGGAUGUGAACACAAGUUAAAUAACAUAGUGACUGAAACAUAGUGAUUCAUUUGGAUGAAUGUGGUAUAAAUUUAUGUCAACUCUGUUGAUCAUUAUUCAAUUCUUUAAACAUCUUUUAAUGGUGUGUUUUUGGGGUUUUUUGCUAAUUUUUGCAUGUUCAAUUGCUGAAAAUCAGACCUUUGGCUCUUUUUCAGUCUUUUUCGUUAAGAUCAAAUCACAUGCCUGAUUACAUUAUCCCAUUUCCUUGUUCUUUGUUUGUAACAGAACAGUGAAUAAAUAUAUAAUAUACCAUAGUAAGUAAAACAAAAUAAAUACAUACAUAAUCAUUAUCUCAUUAAAACAAAAAAAAAGGUUCAAGAUGGUCAUCAUAAUUCUUCUUUUUUGUACUUUGUGAACAUUUGUAGUUUGAACAGUCUGUUAAACUGAAUCGUAUUAGUGCUUUGUUUGAUUUAUUUUCUUAAUCCAUCCCACAAUUUAAUUCCACAUACUGAUAUGCGAAAGGUUGUCAGUGUUGUACGUACACUACCGUUCAAAAGUUUGGGGUCACCCAAACAAUUUUGUGGAAUAGCCUUCAUUUCUAAGAACAAGAAUAGACUGUCGAGUUUCAGAUGAAAGUUCUCUUUUUCUGGCCAUUUUGAGCGUUUAAUUGACCCCACAAAUGUACAGCUCCAGAAACUCAAUCUGCUCAAAGGAAGGUCAGUUUUGUAACUUCUGUAACAAGCUAAACUGUUUUCAGAUGUGUGAACAUGAUUGCACAAGGGUUUUCUAAUCAUCAAUUAGCCUUCUGAGCCAAUGAGCAAACACAUUGUACCAUUAGAACACUGGAGUGAUAGUUGCUGGAAAUGGGCCUCUAUACACCUAUGUAGAUAUUGCACCAAAAACCAGACAUUUGCAGUUAGAAUAGUCAUUUACCACAUUAGCAAUGUAUAGAGUGUAUUUAUUUAAAGUUAAGACUAGUUUAAAGUUAUCUUCAUUGAAAAGUACAGUGCUUUUCCUGCAAAAAUAAGGACAUUUCCAUGUGACCCCAAACUUUUGAACGGUAGUGCACAUACAAAUGUUUUAAAUCACAUUUUCCUCUAAGGUUAUAUUUCUCCUCUUGUUGAGAAGAAUUGUUGUACAUUCUUGGGUAGCCGGUUAUAGUUUGCUUUAUACAUAAUUGUAGCUGUUUGCAAAUGCACCAAAUCAUUACAUUUCAAUGUUUGUGAUAAAGGGUUUGUGUGUUCUCUAUAUCCAACAUUAUGUAUUAUUCUCACUGAUUUUUUUUGUAACACCGUUUGUGAAUAAAGUGUACUUUUGUAGUUGUUUCCUCAUCUUUGUGCCCAAUAACUCAGAUAUGGUAACACUAGCGAGCAGUAGAGAAUAUGUUUUGUGUCACUCAUUAUAGACAUACUUCUUGCCACCUUAUGUUGUAUAUUUAUGAGAUUUCCAGUUCAUUUUAUCAUCUAUUAUUACACCCAAAAAUGUUUUUUUUUUUUAACUCUGUCAAUGUCAACUCUGUCUUUUUGUAUUUGUGUUUGACUUUCUCUUCUACUGUUACCGAAUAUCAUUAUUUUAGUUUUACUGAGAUUGAAAGAUAGUCUGUUUUUGUCAAACCAUCUUUUUAAUUUGUUAAUUUCUUCUGUUAUUAUUUGUAUUAUCUUCUGUGAGUUCUCUCCUGAACUAAACACAGUUGUGUCGUCUGCAAAUAAUACUAACUUUAAGUCUUUUGUAACUUUACCAAUGUCAUUUGUACAAAGAUUGAACCAUUUUGGCCCCGGAAUUGAUCCCUGGGGUAUGCCACGAGAUAUUUUCAGCUCUGUAGAAGUGUGCUCGCCCAGCUCGGGAGUCAGCAACCCGUGGCUGCCCUAGUGACUCCCUGUAGCUUUUUCAAAAAUAUAUGAAAAUGGAAAAAUAAAUGUUUAUGUAUUAAAUAUAUUUUUUGUUUUAAUAUGGUUUGUGUAGGAGCAAACAUGACACAAACCUUCCUAAUUAUUAGAAAGCCCACUGUUUUAUGCUAUUUAGGCUAGUUGUAUGUACACUAUAUUGCCAAAAGUAUUUGGCCACCCAUCCAAAUGAUGAGAAUCAGGUGUCCUAAUCACUUGGUGUAUAAAAUCAAGCACUUAAGCAUGGAGACCGUUUCUACAAGCAUUUGUGAAAGAAUGGGUGGCUCUCAGUAAUUUCCAGCGUGGAACUGUCAUAGGAUCAAAGGUGGGUAGUAAUGCGCUACAUUUACUCCGUUACAUCUACUUGAGUAACUUGUGCGAUAAAUUGUACUUCUAAGAGUAUUUUUAAUGCAACAUACUUUUACUUUUAAUUUUACUUGAGUAUAUUUAUAAAGAAGAAAUGCUACUUUUACUCCGCUCCAUUUAACUACAUUCAGCUUGCUACUCGCUACUGAUUUUUAUCGAUCUGUUAAUGCACGCUUUGUUUGUUUUGGUUUGUCAGACAGACCUUCAAAGUAGGAUCUAUCGCAUGCCUGCGUUUCACCAAUCAGAUGCAGUCACUGGUGACGUUUGACUCCAUUUCACCAAUCAGAUGCAGUCACUGGUAACGUUGGACUCUGUUUCACCAAUCAAACAGAGCCAGGCGGUCACAUGACCGUCACACGUGGACCCCGACUUAAACAAGUUGAAAAACUUAUUCGGGUGUUACCAUUUAGUGGUCAAUUGUACGGAAUAUGUACUGUACUGUGCAAUCUACUAAUAAAAGUUUCAAUCAAUCAAUCAAAAGUACACCCUUACCGUCAACCUUUAUUGAAAAUGGGAUAUUCUUCAUCUCAGUAUGUUUUUCAUGACUGACUUAAUAAUUUUUUACAAAACUGCUGUAAUAAUCAUUCACUUAUGUCAUUGUGCUACAAAAAGAUGUCAGUAAAUGUACGUAUGUAUUUGUAAACGCUCUGAAUUGGGGAAAGGGGUAGGAUUAAAUAAGAUUUGCUUCUUCCUACUCCUUUUCGGACAUGACGUAAAGUGAAAUGAUAUGAAAUUGUGUGACGUAUUAUGCUGUAAGUGUGUUCAUGUUCGAAAUAAAAUAAAAAAAGAAGAAGAAAGAACAAGAAAGUGUGAAGGAAAAAAGACACUUUUUUAUUUCAACCGUACAUCCCGUCAAAAGCCUAAAGACUGACCGCACAGUUACCGUCUUCACAAUAAAAGUGCCGCUCCAUUGCGCCUGCGCUAACAAAAUAAGAGUCUCCGAAAGCCAGCGCAAACAAGCUAGCAAGCUACGGAGUUUGCCGCCAAUGUAUUUCUUGUAAAGUGUAUAAAAACGAAUAUGGAAGCUGGACAAAUAAGAUGCCAAAAACCAACCAUGUGGUAUUAGA
Entelurus aequoreus (snake pipefish) is the source of this 4598-nucleotide messenger RNA. Its product is annotated as tumor necrosis factor receptor superfamily member 14-like. NCBI's taxonomy places the organism in Eukaryota, Metazoa, Chordata, Actinopteri, Syngnathiformes, Syngnathidae. The transcript is spliced from 9 exons. Gene Ontology annotation, biological process: positive regulation of peptidyl-tyrosine phosphorylation; defense response to Gram-positive bacterium; positive regulation of T cell migration. The coding region runs from base 254 to 1027 and encodes 257 amino acids. Gene Ontology annotation, cellular component: external side of plasma membrane. Gene Ontology annotation, molecular function: protein binding. The record is from RefSeq and is a predicted model, not a curated record.